ACGUCGUCUGAACAACAAAUACACGUGUUUUUUUACCAGAAGAUACAGAAGACAAACUCCUCUCAUGCCGGCAGCUUUUGGACAGGAUCUGUGUCCGGUAACCGACUCUACUCUAGGGUUUGUUAAAAGCCCAUAAUGAAGCCUCAGGACAUCAUGAAGGAAAAGAGCAGCCUGUGGAUAUUUGGAUACGGAUCCUUAGUGUGGAAACCUGGGUUUGCUUAUAAAAGGAGCAGCAUCGGUCACAUUAAAGGAUACAAGAGACGAUUCUGGCAUGGAGAUGAUUUCUACAGAGGGGACAAGGAAAAGCCAGGCAGAGUUGUCACACUGGUGGAGGAUGAGGAGGCUUGCACAUGGGGCGUGGCCUACGAAGUCACUGACUCCCAGAUUGAAGAAUCCCUUCAGUACCUGAAAAUGAGAGAGGUGGUGUUGGGCGGCUAUAUAACACAGAUGGUGGAGUUCAUCCCCAAGGACAAAGGCCAAGCUCCACUGCUGGCCCUCGUCUACAUCGCCACCUCUAACAACCCCAUCUACCUGGGGCCGGCCUCGGACAAGGAGAUCGCUGCCCAGAUCACCAUCUGCAGGGGCAACACGGGCCACAACAUCGAGUACCUGGUCCGGCUGGUGGAGUUCAUGAGGCUGUCCUGCCCCGAGGUGGAGGAUGAGCACCUCUUCUCCAUCGAGGCAGCGGUUCUGAACAUUUUCAGUGACUGUGGGGGGAUCAAGCCCCCAGACCAGAAACCAAUGCUGUUGGGAGCCACAUAGAAAAACUCCACAAGGCACUCCACAGUGUGAGAAAUGGUUUUCUACUGGGUUAAAGGGAAAUUAGGUCCCACAAAACAUGUUGAAGGGUGUUCGGUGCUUGAAAAGGGAAACACCUGAUUUGACAUUUAUAUUCUCACUUUCACAUUUUUCUGCAGAUAAUUAAAAAAUGUAGGUUACAUAGGUUACAUACACUACUACAUACUAUACACAGUCUCCAUAAGCAUGUGAUGCUUUUAAAAGUCAGAGAUUACAUUCUAUGAUUUACACCUUUGUUGUAAAAGGGCCUCAAAUGCUAUUUUGUGCAUAAUGUAUGUGUAUUUAAAAUAAAUGUUUUAAUAAAAACGACAAGGAAAUCUG
Molecule: messenger RNA, 1119 nt
Organism: Hippoglossus stenolepis (Pacific halibut)
Lineage: Eukaryota; Metazoa; Chordata; Actinopteri; Pleuronectiformes; Pleuronectidae
Product: glutathione-specific gamma-glutamylcyclotransferase 1
Exons: 4
Coding region: 136-762 (208 amino acids)
Biological process (GO): glutathione catabolic process
Cellular component (GO): cytoplasm
Molecular function (GO): glutathione specific gamma-glutamylcyclotransferase activity; gamma-glutamylcyclotransferase activity
Source: RefSeq, a predicted model, not a curated record